Molecule: messenger RNA, 3031 nt
Organism: Dimorphilus gyrociliatus
Lineage: Eukaryota; Metazoa; Annelida; Polychaeta; Dinophilidae
Source: the annotation of a GenBank genome assembly
GAUGACUCACUUCGACGUGCAAAUGAAACACAUGCAGGCUAUAAACAAUGAUAAGACCUAUGACUCACAGCCCAGGUAUAUGAACUCUGAUAGUACUGGAUUAUGCCCGUCUUGUAAAGAAUCAAAGGUACCUGCAGAUGACACAGAGGCUCGGGCGUUAUGUCUACAACAUUUGGUCGAAAUUAAUUAUAUAUGCUUGAAUUGUGACUACAGACUAGCUUGUAACAUCUGUGCUUCAAUCUCGCACAUUGGUCAUAAUAUUAUUGAUAUUGCAAAUUACGCUAGAAGGGAAGAUGGUCUGUAUCCGAAGUUACCUGAUCAAUCUGAUGUCCUUAGCAUGCAAAAGUCGUUAGUAGAGAAUAGCAUUAAUGAGCACUUUGAUCAGAUCAUAGCAUAUGUAAAUGCCGAAAAGCGAAAUUUAAUUGAAAUUCUGGAAAAUUCAUAUGUAAACUAUCAGAAUGCUGGUAUUAAUCCAGGGGAAGAUAUGAAAAGGUCCGAAAUGGUAUUCAAUUUCAAACCAGGUACCCCAGGAAGCGUUUUGGAUACGAAAAUUACUGGAGAAUUAUACAUAUCAGGAUCACUCGUCCAAGCAAGAGAUGGUUUUAGAAACCUAGGAGCAUUUGUAAAUAGCAGGCAGAUGGAUUUUAAGAAGUGCGAUAGCGUUUUUAUUAACGAGGAUGGAAUUUAUAAUGUCGAUUCAAAGAGACAAGUUACACUCUCUAAAACCUACUCUAUAAAAUUUACAGAUUUCGACGGCAAUGUCACCAAGCUAUAUUCAACCAAAUCAGAAUUAGGCGAUCUAUGUGUCAUUAAAGGGGAAGUUUAUGUUCAUGAUAUCACUCAAGGGCAUAUCAUGCUUGGCUUGCAAAGUAAUGAAUUCAUCAAGCAAAAUAUCUCAACUUUUACUGUAAAUCUUUCGCAUAAUGGUCAGGUUUUGAUUACUUGUUUGUCAGAAGAUAAGAAAACCGUUUGGCUAUAUAAAGGUUCAAAGUUCAUACAGGCUUUUCAAAUGCAGAGUUCAGUCAAAAAUUUAUUACCAACAAAGAGUGGAGAUGUUUUAAUUGAAACUCACGUCAAUGACCCAAAAUUUUUUAAUAUUCUAUCAACAAAGAGGACCUCCAUUUCUCUAUAUAGUUCCACCACUCAGAAGCAAUUAAAAGAAUUUAAGACGAGUGUUCAAACCUUUUCCAUAUAUCCAACUAUGGAUGGAGGUUUCUUAAUAUAUUCCCAAUCCACUGGAAAAUUAAUAGCUCUGGAUACAGAUUUGCAAUUUAGAUCUAGUUGGGAAUAUCCCGCUGAUAAAUGUUAUGUCUUUGGGCCUACUUACAAACAAUUGGACGAAUUUUAUAUAGCAAAUUGCUCUAAAAGCAAGGGUCUGCUAUGUAGCAAACAUGACGGCACGACGUGCGAUUCCUGUAGACAACAGCCGAUUUAUGGCAUACGAUGGAAAUGCUCCGAUUGUAUUAAUUUCGAAUUGUGUUCUGUUUGCUAUCACAACGAUAAACAUAAUCUUAGACAUAGGUUUCAUAGGAUUGCUACACCUGGAGGAGAUAGGGUAUUGAUGGAAAUGAGGCGAAAAAGUAAAAAAAUCACUACUCGCGGCAUAUUCCCUGGUGCAAGAGUUGUUAGGGGAGUUGAUUGGCAAUGGGAAGAUCAGGACGGCGGCAAUGGGAGACGGGGAAAAGUUAGCGAAAUUCAAGAUUGGGCUGCCCAAUCUCCUCGUAGUGCUGCUUACGUACUAUGGGACAUAGGAACAAAAAAUUUAUAUAGGAGUGGCUUUGAAGGAAUGGCUGAUCUGAAGGUGGUUAGCGAUGCCAAGGGAUCACAAUGCUACAGAGAUCAUCUUCCACUUUUAGGAGAACAAGCGACUGGGACUAGGUCUGGAGCUGGUGGAUUAGCUAUGGGAGAUCAAGUUAAUGUUGAUCUCGAUUUAGAAAUUGUUCAAACCCUGCAACAUGGUCACGGUGGAUGGACGGAUGGCAUGUUUGAGUGCUUGGGAACUACUGGCAACGUUGUUGGCAUUGACGAAGACUACGAUAUUGUUGUUUCCUAUCCUAGUGGAAAUAGAUGGACUUUUAACCCAGCUGUCUUGACCAAAGCUAAUACCUUACCUAGUUCGGCAAGCUCGUCUGAAAAUUCAUCCGCUAAUACGAAUUUCUCUGUUGGGGAUAUAGUUCAGAUUUGCAGCGAUAUUGAAAGGAUUAAGUCGCUGCAGAGAGGACACGGAGAAUGGGCAGAGGCUAUGCUGCCAACAUUGGGCAAGAUUGGCCGAGUCCAACAAAUUUAUCACGACAACGACUUGAAAGUGGAAGUUUGUGGCACCUCAUGGACAUAUAAUCCCUUAGCCGUCACGAAAGUGGCUUCGGCAGAUGGAGCCACUGUCGGUCAUACAGCUGGAGAGCGUUUGGGAGCCCUCUUAAAAAAAUUAUUUGAAACACACGUAAGCGGCGAUGUCAAUGAAGAUUUAGUGAAGAGUGCUGCGAAUGGAGAUUCACAAAAAGUCGAAGAUAUUUUAACAAGAAAGUGUCCGGAAGCGGAUGUAAAUGGCGUCUUUGCUGGUCACACAGCACUGCAAGCGGCGUCACAAAAUGGUCAUCUGGAUGUGAUUAAAGUAUUGAUAAAGUACAAUGUCGAUUUGGAAGUAGAAGAUAAGGAUGGAGACCGUUCAAUACAUCACGCUGCUUUUGGUGACGAACCCUUAGCUAUAGAGUUACUAUAUAGUGCCGGAUGCGAUCUUAACUCUAGGAAUAAGAGACGACAAACCGCUUUACAUAUAGCAGUGAAUAAAGGACAUAUUGGUGUUGUGAAGAUGUUAUUAAAAUUAAGCUGUCAUCCAAGCUUACAGGAUAUAGAAGGCGACGCUCCGUUGCACGACUCGAUAAGCAAAAAGAGGGACGACAUGCUGACGUUGUUAUUAGAUCACCACGCCGAUAUGACGGUCGCUAAUAAUAACGGAUUUAAUGCAUUACAUCACGCGGCGCUUAGAGGAAAUCCCAGCCGAAGAAUUCGGGCAAUGCACACAGCUGGUUGA